Messenger RNA from Lampris incognitus (smalleye Pacific opah), 4053 nucleotides. RefSeq names its product zinc finger protein ZXDC. Gene Ontology annotation, biological process: regulation of transcription by RNA polymerase II. Gene Ontology annotation, molecular function: transcription coregulator activity. The coding region runs from base 210 to 4004 and encodes 1264 amino acids. Gene Ontology annotation, cellular component: nucleus. Lineage: Eukaryota; Metazoa; Chordata; Actinopteri; Lampriformes; Lampridae. The transcript has 10 exons. The record is from RefSeq and is a predicted model, not a curated record.
AAUGUAAGCUUUAUUGAUACCGGUGAAUUUUACAUCUUGGAUUGGGAGAGCUUCAUAAUACCCAAUGCAUUUAAAUCCAGUCCGCAAUUUCUCCGGAGUAAAAGCGCAAAUAAAGCACCGGUUGGCCAAAAAUUGUGAGGUGGCCCCCACGGAUCUCCCUCCGCAUGCAGGGCGGGCCUUUUAUCCACUGCUGCUACAGGGAUACCAAGAUGGAAAUCCAGGGGCUCUCCGAUGCCCAAAACAUUCACAGUCAACAUGGCGCCCUACGUGGAACUGGCUCAUCCUCGCUGAGCGCUACAACUGAGACACCGUCUUACGCAAUUUGCAGAGAUAACGAUGCGGGGGGAUUUGUGGAACUACACGGGCCCCAAAGUGAUAAGGGCGACGGGCCGAUCGGAGCUUCUCCAUUUUGCCCGCUGGUGGCAAAUGGCAGCGGGACCCGCCGGCGUAUUUGCAAACAUGAAGAGGACGACGAACACGACCCCGAACCCGGUGAUGUUGGAUUCGGUAACGUGAAGGCACCGUCGCUUCAACUUGAGUUCUCCAAACCCGCGUUCAGACGUGACAGAAGGAGCGGAGACACCAUAUUGCAAAUGGCGUUGCCUCCGUCCGAGGGGGGAGAGCAGCGCUCGCAACAGCGGCGACUUCUGUCUCCGGUUUUACGGCAGCAUCGCGAAGACGGCGCCUCCCAGCAGCAGCAGCAGAAGCCGUCGUCGCUAGCGGCCGAGAGGAACGCAGCUGACCGGGGGAGCAGCAACAACACGGGCAGGGCAAACACAAACACCGAGGAUUUCUAUGUCGUUUUCAACGUCGUCCAAAAGGAUGGCAGCGGGGAAACGAGCAAACACCGAGCGGACGCGCUAUCUGAGAGCGGCGAUAAGAUGAGAGGCGAACGCAAAGACGGUUGUAAAAUUAGUCCCCGCGGAGGCUCCAUGGAGGUUGAGAAUGCCGAUAUCCUUGUCGUGUCGUCGGAUGAAAACUUGGACUGCCUCGAAGCAAAGAAGGACUUGAGAAAAUCCGAUGAUGUGUGCAACUUUUUAGGCGAAGAAUCGGCUGAAGGGGGGGAGGCGGCGGUUACAGAGAACGCUAAACAGACCGUCGAAGGUGUUGUUCUACCCAACGAACAUGGCGAUGGGAGUCGUGUCCAAGUAUGCACUGUAGGCAAAGACAGAUUGACCGGCGAGCUUUCCUUACAGCCUCGAGAUAAUAACAAUGUUAAUAACAACAACAAUUACAACGACGAUGGCUGCACUUUGGUCGCUGAAAACGCAUGCAUCGUGAAAGCCGUCAACAUGGGCGACGCCAUGGACACUUCCGACUUGAUUUCCGACGCAGUCGGGCUCCAGCAGAACACAAACGCGGACAUGGCCACGGCGAGUGCCGCCGCCAGCGAAACCUUCUCGGGAACUAUCAUGAUAAACAACCAAAGCAUCAUAGUGACCAUUGAAAACGGCAUAUUAACGCUUGCAGCCCCGCCCGAGGGCUACGUCCACAAAGAUGAUGACAUGAUCAGCCUUAAGGAACAUUUGGGCAUGAAAGACCACGAGGAUAUUGUUCUUCUUAAUUACGACAGUGGUACUAAAUCUAUAGGUAAAAUCAGCACUCUCGGGGUGUCUGGCUCUGGACAACAUGAGGAUCCGCGGCCCAGCUUGUCCGUGAGCGACUCUGACUUGACCCUGGUGGAUGACUGUUCGUUGUCCGAGCUGGGCACCUCUCUGGACCCCUGUCCCAUCGUCAAGCAGGAGACGGGGACACUAUGUGCCAUAACAGAGGGUGAUUUGGUUGCUCACUCUCCUAAAGCCACGGUCGCAAGCUGUGAUGACAGUGACUUACAGUCUGUGCAUCUGGUCAAGUCCAAGAAGGAGACAAUGGAGUCUUUUGGCUGUCCCGAACUAGGCUGCUCUUGUGCGUUUGCCACACGCCAGAAACUGAAAAUUCACCUUCUCCUUAACCACGCUGAGGACCCUCGACCCUACCAGUGCACUGUCGAGGGCUGUGGCUGGGCUUUCGCCACCUCCUACAAGUUGAAGCGCCACCUCCAGUCCCAUGACAAGCAGAGGCCACACACCUGUCAGUUUGAGGGCUGCGGCAGGCGUUUCACCACCAUAUACAACCUGAAAGCCCAUGUCAAAGUGCAUGAUCAGGAGAAUGCCUUCGUCUGUGAGAUCUGUAACAAGAGGUUUCGCAGUGCCACACGACUCACCAAUCACCAGAGGGUCCACUUUGAGCCCCAGAGGCCCUACAAGUGUGAAUUUCCAGGUUGCGAAAAGACCUUCAUCACCUUUAGUGCCCUCUUUUCCCACAACCGCACGCACUUCAGAGAGACGGGCCACUUCACCUGCACUUACCCGGGCUGUGACAAGACAUAUGACAAGGCUUGCCGCCUCAAGAUCCACAUGCGAAGUCACACAGGUGAAAGGCCAUUUGUCUGUGACUCAGAAGGUUGUGGCUGGUCUUUCACCUGCAUGUCAAAGUUGCUCCGUCACAAACGGAAGCAUGAUGAUGACCGUCGCUUCACCUGUCCAGAGGAGGGUUGUGGGAAGUCUUUUACCCGGGCGGAGCAUCUUAAAGGCCACAGUAUCACCCACCUGGGCACCAAGCCCUUCCAGUGCCAUGCAGAAGGCUGUAAUGCCAAGUUCUCAGCACGUAGCAGCCUCUAUAUCCACUCCAAGAAGCAUAAACAGGAUGCCAGCACCCUGAAAACACGUUGCCCUAUGGCCAACUGCUCCAAGCACUUCUCCUCACGCAGCAGCCUUAAGAGCCACAUGUUCAAACACCACCACCUCAGUGCUGAUGUUCUGAACCAGAUGGAGACUACACCCACACUGACCCCAAGCAGUGAGCUCAUCAGCUCUACUCCAGCAACUGUUGCAGGGCCAGCCAUGACUGGGACUGACCAGCUGACCAACUUGGACCUCAGCUCCCUUUUCUCCAGUGUGCCAGGGGGUUCUGCAUCUACACCGGGCAUUGGGAUGGGUGGGCCCAUAGGUGGAAGCAGCACACCUGGCACCUUCACUAUGGAUCUCUCCUUGGUCAGCUCAGGCAUCCUCACCAUCGACCCUUCCUCAGUGGGCACCACGCUGGGCACUAGCACGAGUGCCAACUUGGCAAAGGCUUUGGACCCUCUCAUUCUAGCAACCAGCUCUGACAUCGGCCCCCAUCAUGGGCUGGAGGGGACAGUCGGAGAUGUUCUGCCCCCUCAAGGCACCCUCAACCUGGAUGAUGUGCAAACGGUCACCCCGGAGGCCUUGGGAAACCUUAGUGCCCUCACUAUGCAGGGUGCUGGUGCCUCUGUAGACCAUGCGCUCUCUCACCCUCUGAGCUCAGAGCCCACAGCUUCCUUGGCUGUAGCCCCUGUAGCAGAGCUGCUGUCCUCUCCGUCCAAGGUGGUGGAGGUGGGUGGGCAGGGUGGAGCGGGACCUCUGCUGGGCUGUGUGGAGGUACUUGGCCCGCAGGAGGGGGGAAAGGUUCUCACUCAGUUUGUCUUCCCUGGUCACAGCAGCUUCAGCCCACAGAAAGACACGGAGCUUAAUGCAGUGUCACCGAGCAGCUUCCUGGACAGUGGAGGCUCAGCUAGGACUGACUACAGAGCCAUCCAGUUGGCCAAGAAGAAGAAGCAGAGAGGCCCUGCGCUCUGCUCUGGGAGCUCAGGCUCUGGUCAGAGGAAAGGUAAAGGAGGGAAGGCCGCCAGCAUCUCGACCUCAUUGGCGCCCUCUGGCGCUCGUUACAGUGAAGGUGUCACCACAGUAAAUGGGGGGUUGACUCUCAGGGACCCUGUCACCGGGGCCCAGUAUGUUCAGAUCCAGCUGCUGCAGGAUGACCCAGCUAGUGAUGGGGACUUGCCUUUCCAGCUAAGCUCACAGCCCUCAAGCUCUCAUUCCCAGCUCACUGUUGACCUGCCUGUCAACAUCUUGCAGGAGCCUUCAGCAAUGACAGAGGAUGACAGCGGUUCUGACAAUUCCCAGUUCACAGGGAGCACCAUCAACCUGCAAGAUCUGGAAUGAACCCACUAUGCUAAGGGGUCGAGGCUCGGUUGUUCCAGGAUGUGUCAGG